GCGAGAGUUGGAACCGUGUAUCUGGUUGGCCUGGCGACGGUGGCGCAAACGCAUCGUAGGUACACGCGCCGCGUAGGAGGCGGGCUAAUGCUGUCUGGCCUGACUGCAAGUUGCUUCAGCGACUCGUGUUGAUUCCGUGGUGGUCACGUUGCGGUUGUGAUGUUUGAAUCUACUGUUUUGAAGUGAACCAUAAAGCGAUGGCGCAGGCUGUGGAAGAGACAGUGACGGCUAAAAUUUACCCUACACUCGAUGAGUCUCCACAGCUUAGAGAAGCCCUUGACAACAGAAGCAAAACAGUUGAAGAAGUCCUAGAAACUCUGAGACAGGGAACUGAGUUAUGGAAAAUACGUUCUCUGGAUAAGUGGUUCCGUCGGAAAUAUUACCUGGAUGAAAAGAAAGGGACUAUAUGUUACGAACCAACUCGUAAAUCACCAUGUCGUUCCCCAAAUCCUGAAAUCGAGGUGGAGGACAUCCUGGACGUGCGGAAGGGCUGGAAGACGGACACCUUCAACAAGAUAGCCCGCCAGGUGGAGAAGAAGCUGACAAAGCACCCGGACAGCAAGCCGGCCGUGGACGAGGCGUCGUGCUUCUCCAUCGUGCACGGCCGCUCCAAGCACAGCGUGGACCUGGUGGCCCCCGACCCCACCGUGGCCGACCACUGGGUGCGGGGCAUCAACCACCUCAUCACGGUGCUCAGGAGUCUGCACCAGGAGCAGAGGUUUGAGAGGUGGUUGAAACAGCAGUUUGAUGAUGCAGAUACAGAUAAAAAUGGUAUUUUGACAUUUGAAGAAUGCUUGAAGCUACUGAAUCAACUAAACAUAAAAAUUCCAAAAUCUUUAGUGAGGAGGAUGUUUCAGGAAGCAAAUACAAACAAAAACCAAAGAAAUGGUCAGGAUGUAUUGGACUCGGAGGAAUUUGUGGAAUUUUGUAUGAAUUUGAUGUCGAGACCAGAAAUCAAGCAAAUUUUCCAAUGGUAUGCGAAAAGCAGCGGUGAAAUGGAAGUUGAAGAGUUGCAUCAGUUUCUGGUGAAGGAGCAGCGCUGUCUCAAGUUUUCGAAAGAGGCGUGCCUCACGCUGAUCGAAGCCUUUGAGCAGUCUCCCACGAAGGACAGUGGAAGUAUAUCUCCAAUGGGUUUCACCAACUUGCUUCUGUCCGAGCAGUUUGAGAUCUUCAGCUCGGAGCAUCGCGUCGUGUACCAGGACAUGACGCAGCCUUUGGCGCACUACUUCAUUGCUUCCUCCCACAACACGUACCUGACCGGGGGACAGCUCAGCGGGGAGAGCAGCGUGGAAGGCUACAUCGAUGCCUUGAAGAGGGGCUGCAGAUGUGUUGAACUUGAUUUGUGGGAUGGUGCGGACGGAGAACCGAUCGUCUACCACGGCUACACGCUCACCACCAAGAUACUCUUCAAAGACAUACUCGUCGACGCCAUCAAGCCGUACUCGUUCUACUCCUCCGAGUACCCCGUCAUCUUGUCCCUGGAGAACCACUGCUCCGAGGCACAGCAGGAGGUCGUGGCCAGAUACUUUGUCGAGGUUUUGGGAGAGCUGUUGUACACUGAUGAAGUCAGUGAGAACGUUGUCAGCCUGCCUUCCCCACAUGACCUCAAAGGAAAGAUCAUCAUAAAAGCUAAGAAACUGAAGCCUGGGCAGCGGAGUGAUGAUUCAAGCUCGGAAGAAGAGGACUCAGAGUCCGAGGCGGAACCAGUUUCAAAGCAAGCGCCUGGGGAGUUGGCCAAGGAAGGGAAAGUAGUAGCUGAAGGUUUGGCUAAUCUCGUCAACAUUUGUGAAGCAAAACAUUUUCACGAUUUUGAAACAUCAAGAUUGAAAGGCAAGUACUACCACAUGUCGUCGUUCUCGGAAGCGAAAGCGAACAAGCUGGUGGCGAGCUGCGGGGCAGAGUUCGUGGAGUACAACACGAGGCAGCUCAGCAGGAUAUACCCGUCCGCAAAGAGGACCGGCUCCUCCAACUUCAAACCCACGGGCUUCUGGAAUGCUGGCUGCCAGCUGGUGGCACUGAAUUAUCAAAGUUCGAAGAAACCUAUGUUCUUGAACGAAGCAAAGUUCCGCCAGAAUGGUGGGUGUGGCUACGUAUUGAAGCCAGAGUUGUUGCGAGACCCAACUUUGCAUUUUGACCCUAAUGCAUUUCCAGACAAACUCUAUCAGAGAACAUUGAUUUUGGAAAUAAUCAGUGGUCAACAUAUUCCGAAACCAGAGCAAGGUUCUGACAGCGACAUUGUCGACCCUUACGUGAAGGUUAAAAUAAUUGGCCAUCGUGAAGACAACCAAACACUGAAGACACACGUUGUGAAAGAUAAUGGGUUCAACCCAAGGUGGGAUUUCGAAAUGAGGUUCGAUGUGAAACUACCAGAACUGGCGAUGGUACAUUUCAUCGUCAAGGACGACAGCAAAGAUGUUACGCUUGGCACUUAUGCUCUUCCAUUUGACAGCCUUGCAUUAGGUUACAGACAUGUUUUCCUGAUGGACUACACAAGAGACUUUGUUUCCCCAGCGUCACUUUUUGUCCACGUAACGGUAGAGUGACGUAACUGCCGCUGUUAGCUUGUAACGGUCGUUAAUGUCUACGUAGUGGUGCUUGUGGCGUGAAGUCCAUGUACACGGAGAACUCGCGGCUUUGGGUCACAUGACUUGUGUGACUGCAGAAUGGCAGCUGUCAAUCCCCACAAAUAAUUGUGCUUGGUCAUACGCUGUCUAUGUUGGUAAGCUUUUUUGUUAGUGAUGCUCUGAUGAGCAGUGGAUAGUUUUUUUUUUUGCUGAAAGUCAUACUAGUAUUAUAGUAAAACAUACAAUAAAAACCUUGAUUUUGGUACUGUUUUCAGACCAGAAAAAAAAUGUUGCUUUAGUAGGAUAUGUUGGUACAGAAAUUUUGCAAAAACAAAAAAAAAAAUCCCCUAAAGAAUGAAAUCAAAAGGUUAUAAUGAAAGUGUUUUACUGUAUUUGAUUGAUAAUGUAUCAAAACCAGGCUGCUAUUUUUUUUGUAGAGAAUAUUGAGUUGUUAAGUGUUUUUUUUUCUUUCUCAGCAAUGAAAAUAGAUCUGAAUCUGUUUUCAGGAAAAAAGAGUGAAAACUUGUUAUGUCAUAUAGACUUGUUUAUUGUAGAGGUAACAAAUGUAGAAAAUAUUACAUAUAUAUAAAUAUUUUAAUCAUAAAAAAGAACAAAACUAUUUUUUAGAUUAUAUUAUGUACGCUAUUGAUAGAGCCAUCAUGGUAUUAUAAUUAUUUUAUUUUUUUUACAAAGUUAUACAUUACAAAAUAAUUUUAAUGUAAAUAAUAACCUGAUAUUAGAUAUAAAGUAAUUUUGUACAAAAAAUAAACUCGGCAAAAAAAGACAUUUUGAUAUUUCAUCAUUUUAUUUAGACAGAUUUUAAAAUAUUUGCCUUGUGCUUUUUUUUCCACCAAGAAAAUUGAAUCACGGUUGGAAAGAUUGUAACAGCUUGAAGUGGAAACAGCUAGCAUCUAAAUAUCAUACUGCCUAUAUCCAAAUAUAACCCACAUUAAAACAUCAAUAUGUCUAGGCAUUUUUGCAUGUUGAAGGUCUUAAAUGUGAAUUCAAAGUUGCCUACCGACCUGUGGUGUUGAAAUUUUGGAAAUAUUUUAUAUGUCCAUUUUGGAAGUCUUCUAAACAUUUAGCUUUUGAGCCUGGCUUUGAAUAUCAUUUAAGAAACAUUACGCUUACGUAUAUCUUGUAUGUAUAGUGCCAGUUUAUUCAAUGCUUGCUAUGUGUAUGUGUGUGUAAAAGUGGCUAAAACUGGUAUUUAAAAUAUUCGUGUUUAUAAAAGAAUAAGUUUCUUGGUUUAAAUUUUUACCAAGUUAAUGCUUACAUAUGGCUGUAUUCUAGUGAGCUGACUACACAAGUGAGAUUUGUAAAACAUCCUGUAUAGCACAAAGUAGGUACUGCAUUAUGGUAUAAUGGGUACUGCAUUAUGGUAUAAUGAUGCAAUGGAGAAAUGAUUUGCCAAAGUUGUUUGUAAGUUUAUUACUGUUGCAGCAUUUUUAUUUUUGUAGCAAUAAUCAAUAUAUUAACAGUUUUGUACAGUUAAGUAUGUUUUUACUUUGGAACCUACCUCAUUUAUUGUUUGCACAAGGUUGUAUUAGAUUUAGAGCCCAAAAGGAAAAAAAAAAUUGUAAUAAACAAAUCUAGAAGAUAUUGCUUCAUGGUAAUCAAUAUUUUAAAUAAAAAUCUCAUGUAAUUGAAUAAUAUUUUGGUUAGGGAUUUUUCUUUCUGUUUUAGGAAAGAUAGUCACUUACAAACAAGUAACUCCCAGUUGAAAAUAAUAAGGGUGACUAUGCUUUCAUUUUGGGAUGAAAUAAAAAAACAAAUUAAAUCUUGUUUUGAAACAAGCUUUUGGGAUAAAUUAUGCCAACAGUAUUAAUUGAAUACAAUAAGAGUAAUUGAUGUUACAAUCAUUAGCAUAAAUAAUAAGUUUCAUUAUAUUUCCAAGUUCUUUUAUUCUGGAUCAUAUAUGUAACAUUUAUUAAUAUGGCUUUUAACUCUUGGCCAGUUAUUAAAUAUAGAAUAUACUUUUAAGUAACAGUUGUCAAACAAUAAAUCAUAUUGUAAUAAAUAAA
Molecule: messenger RNA, 4588 nt
Organism: Bacillus rossius redtenbacheri
Lineage: Eukaryota; Metazoa; Arthropoda; Insecta; Phasmatodea; Bacillidae
Product: 1-phosphatidylinositol 4,5-bisphosphate phosphodiesterase eta-2-like
Exons: 16
Coding region: 198-2543 (781 amino acids)
Biological process (GO): phosphatidylinositol-mediated signaling; lipid metabolic process; release of sequestered calcium ion into cytosol
Molecular function (GO): calcium ion binding; phosphatidylinositol-4,5-bisphosphate phospholipase C activity
Source: RefSeq, a predicted model, not a curated record